AUGAAACACAGAGCUCCUUUGCUCUUCCUGCUGGGAAUGGGCACCACGCUGGUGGAAGUCGAGCGAAAGUUCCUGGCGCCCUCGGGUUUGGCUGAGAAGGUUGCCGGGCUCGGUGGGAGGUGCUUAGGCGUCAAAGAAUUUACCGAUCGCUACUGGGACGACGGCCGCUGGCGGCUCUGUUCCCAGGACUUGUGGCUUCGACAGCGAGAUGGAGCUUGGGAGUUGAAAGUGCCGGCGACGAAGACUCGGCGGCGCUCUGGUGGCGAAACCAGCGAGUUCCUGGAGCUGACAGACGUCACAGCCAUCCAGGACACCUUGCGGGAGAUGGGGCUCCUGGAGGAGGGAUGUUCGUUGGAGUCCGCACUGCGUCCCUUCGCCACAAUCGGCACCAAGCGUCAAAGCUUCGAGCUGGGUGCCGUGCGGGUGGAUGCCGAUGAGGCAGAUUUCGGCCAUAGCGUCAUGGAGAUCGAGGUCAUGGCGCAGAGAGAUGGAGUGGAGAAGGCGAGGGAGGAGAUCGAGGAUGCUGCCAAGAAGCUGGGUGCUGAGCCCCUCCCCGAGAAGACCGGAGGGAAGGUGGAAACCUACAUCCGUCGCUUCUGCCCUGAGCUGUUAGAGCGUCUCGUGGAAGUGGGAGUGUUGGACUGA
This is a messenger RNA of Symbiodinium sp. CCMP2592, 645 nucleotides long. The record is from the annotation of a GenBank genome assembly. Lineage: Eukaryota; Dinophyceae; Suessiales; Symbiodiniaceae.